AUGAAUGUAACUGACCAAGCGAUUGCAUGUAAUCCGAAUCCUAUUAAAAUUAAGAUCGAAAAUGAGGAUAUCAAUGUUAUUGAGCAACCAAUGGAAAGUACAAAUAAUCCUAUUAAAGAGAGGAUAAAUGUUACUGAGCAACCUGCUGAUGAGAGUAACCUUAAUCCCAUUGAAAUUGAGAUAAAAAAUGAUGAUACAAUUGAUGUUAAUGAGCUAGCUAUUGAAAAGCAGCAACCUAUUGAAAAUAAUAACAAUCCCAUUGAAAUUGAGAUCAAAGAUGAGAAUACAACUGUUACUAAGUUAGCUAUUAAAAGUACUCUCAAUCCAAUGAAAAUUGACAUUAAAAUUGAGAAAACAAACAUUACUGAGCUACCUAUUGAAGGUCUCAAUUCCAUUAAAAUUGAUAUUCAAGUUGAGACAAAAAAUGUGAAUGAGCAACCCGUUGUUAGUAAUCAAGGGAAUUCCAUUAAAAUUGAGACAGCAAAUGGUAAUGAGCUAGCCUUUGUAAGUAAUCGAGGGAAUCCCAUUAAAAUUGAGACAGCAAAUGGUAAUGAGCCAGCCUUUGUAAGUAAUCAAGGGAAUCCCAUUAAAAUUGAGACAGCAAAUGGUAAUGAGCCAGCCUUUGUAAGUAAUCAAGGGAAUCCCAUUAAAAUUGAGACCGCAAAUGCAAAUGGUAAUGAGCCAGCCUUUGUAAGUAAUCAAGGGAAUCCCAUUAAAAUUGAGACAGCAAAUGGUAAUGAGCCAGCCUUUGUAAGUAAUCAAGGGAAUCCCAUUAAAAUUGAGACAGCAAAUGGUAAUGAGCCAGCCUUUGUAAGUAAUCAAGGGAAUCCCAUUAAAAUUGAGACAGCAAAUGGUAAUGAGCCAGCCUUUGUAAGUAAUCAAGGGAAUCCCAUUAAAAUUGAGACAGCAAAUGGUAAUGAGCCAGCCUUUGUAAGUAAUCAAGGGAAUCCCAUUAAAAUUGAGACAGCAAAUGGUAAUGAGCCAGCCUUUGUAAGUAAUCAAGGGAAUCCCAUUAAAAUUGAGACAGCAAAUGGUAAUGAGCCAGCCUUUGUAAGUAAUCAAGGGAAUCCCAUUAAAAUUGAGACAGCAAAUGGUAAUGAGCCAGCCUUUGUAAGUAAUCAAGGGAAUCCCAUUAAAAUUGAGACAGCAAAUGGUAAUGAGCCAGCCUUUGUAAGUAAUCAAGGGAAUCCCAUUAAAAUUGAGACAGCAAAUGGUAAUGAGCCAGCCUUUGUAAGUAAUCAAGGGAAUCCCAUUAAAAUUGAGACAGCAAAUGGUAAUGAGCCAGCCUUUGUAAGUAAUCAAGGGAAUCCCAUUAAAAUUGAGACAGCAAAUGGUAAUGAGCCAGCCUUUGUAAGUAAUCAAGGGAAUCCCAUUAAAAUUGAGACAGCAAAUGGUAAUGAGCCAGCCUUUGUAAGUAAUCAAGGGAAUCCCAUUAAAAUUGAGACAGCAAAUGGUAAUGAGCCAGCCUUUGUAAGUAAUCAAGGGAAUCCCAUUAAAAUUGAGACAGCAAAUGGUAAUGAGCCAGCCUUUGUAAGUAAUCAAGGGAAUCCCAUUAAAAUUGAGACAGCAAAUGGUAAUGAGCCAGUCUUUGUAAGUAAUCAAGGGAAUCCCAUUAAAAUUGAGACAGCAAAUGGUAAUGAGCUAGCCUUUGUAAGUAAUCAAGGGAAUCCCAUUAAAAUUGAGACAGCAAAUGAUAAUGAGCCAGCCUUUGUAAGUAAUCAAGGGAAUCCCAUUAAAAUUGAGGUACCCAAUAAUGCAGUUGUUUCGGAUAUUGACUCUAUAAGUGAGAAUUCUAAUAUGGAGUUUGAACAGAUAUCAGAAAGCAUAAAUGACAAUAAUUAUAACAGUGAAGAAGCUAAUGAAUUAGAUGAAAUUAUUGCGAGACAACCUGUUGUUUUCCUGAAUGACCCAAGCAUUAACCAAGAAGAGUUGUUCGACAAUUUUUAUGCACAAGUUAUUAAUUUUUUGUAA
Ctenocephalides felis (cat flea) is the source of this 1971-nucleotide messenger RNA. RefSeq lists its product as uncharacterized. The transcript has 3 exons. Lineage: Eukaryota; Metazoa; Arthropoda; Insecta; Siphonaptera; Pulicidae. The coding region runs from base 1 to 1971 and encodes 656 amino acids. The record is from RefSeq and is a predicted model, not a curated record.